This is a messenger RNA of Acipenser ruthenus (sterlet), 2038 nucleotides long. RefSeq names its product C-type mannose receptor 2-like. Bases 313 to 972 code for a protein of 219 amino acids. The record is from RefSeq and is a predicted model, not a curated record. Lineage: Eukaryota; Metazoa; Chordata; Actinopteri; Acipenseriformes; Acipenseridae. The transcript has 2 exons.
AGGACAUUAAACAGGUAAGAAAUUAAAUAUCAGUUUGCUGUAGUUGAGCGGUCAAUAACCAAGGCUUUAAAAAACAAUUUCACCCUCCAGAUCCUGACUCCCCCACACUGUAGAUUCAUUCUCUGAGCAGCAGAUACUAGGACAGCACAUCCUGACACCACCACACAAUGCACAGCACAGUGCGGUAAUUAGCAGGCUGGUUGAUUCUUUUUAUGUGAUUUUUUUCCUACAGAUAUACAGGACACCACCACUGUUCAGUUUGACUCUUCCCAAACAGAAGAUGGAGAACAACAAUCCCAGCAUCCUUCCACGAUGGCCAGCCCCUCUCCUCCUGCAGCAGCGGGUGGGUACAGAGUCAAAUGGCUGGUGUACGGUCAGGGAUAUGUGAUCAUUUCCACAGAUCCACAGGACACCACCACUGUUCAGUCUGACUCUCAGAGCUCUCCAACCACCGGGCCAGCCACUUCCCAAACACCAGAUGGAGGAGAACAAUCCCAGCAGCCUUCCACGAUGGGCGGCACCUCUUCUCGAGCCAGCUCCCCAUGGCACUCAAGCUCCUGGCUCUCUGGCACUUCACCUGCAGUAACAGGCACUCCAAUCCCUGAGGAGCUCCACCUGAUCUCUGACAGUAUGGUCUGGCCGGAGGCUUGGCAGUACUGCAGGGAUCACUACACUGACCUAGUGAGCCUCACAAGCCUGGCUGCACAGAACAGAGUGUCGGAGCUCGUCAGGAACAGCACUGCGUCGCGAUUCUGGAUCGGCCUGCACAGAACCGUUGUGUAUGAUAACUGGUACUGGGUUGCUGGUAAGGAUAAGAGGGCCCCCCUAAACUACACUAACUGGGCCCCUGGGGAGCCCAACAAUCCUUACUAUGAGCACUGCGGAGAGAUGGUGCUGGGGGAGGAUGGGGGGGCUGAGUGGAAUGAUCUGUGCUGCUAUGAAAAGCUCCCCUUUAUCUGUUUCAAAGGUUAAAAACACAUCUGAAAGGUUUUAUAGCACUGCUUCUCAAACAUUCUAUAGUAUAAAGUCACUUUAGUCUAAAAAAAAUAGCAAUUUACAAAAACGUUAUAGAAAUAUCUGAGUCUAAAUUUUGUUGUAUAAACAUGGCAUGUGUGAAAAAUAAAGCAAAACAAAAUCUUGUAUCUGACAGAAUUUGACAAUGCCAGAGUCCAGUAGAAUAAAUUUCUGUGUAGCAAUCUUAAAGGGGCAAUAGUUACUUAAGAAAAGACUCCUCAAUACUGAUUUUGAGGAAGUGAGGUGGGGAAGCAUAAUAGUGUUGCACAGGCUUCAGUGCACAAUGCUUGUCUUAUGGGGUUCAUGGCACAGCGCAACACUAAUAUGAUUCCCCUCCUCACUUCCUCACAAUCAGCAUUGAGGAGUCUUUUCUUUUAAAUAUCUACAUUUACAAAUUGAAGUAUAAAAUACAAGCAAGGGACCAAAAGAUCUUCAACAGAAGGAAAUGUCCAGUGAUCCUAUUGCUGGGGAUAAUAAGAUAUAAGAACAUGGAUUUUAAACCUUGGUCAGCAUCAUAUAGGAUGUAUUGUUAAGAGGGAAGUAGAGAGGGUGAAAGGGUCUUAUUUAAUAUUUUUCUAAUUUCUGCUUUUUGCCUUUAAAAAAAGAUUCUAUAAUAUUUAAGUAGGUUUUACACAUUUAAAUAAUGCUCUCAUAUUUCAGUAAGGAAUGUACACAAACUAGACAGCCAACAGGGCCUGGUUUCUGAUGAUGCAGAUUGCACCUAAUGCUACUCUGUGAAUGAAUGUAGUGAGUAGGCAAACUGUAAUCAUAUUUAACUAAACAAAAUAGAAACUACAUUAUGUACCGAGUGAGUCUCUUCUGUCUAUUUAUAUUCUGUAUUUUUGAAUAUAUUCAUGAGAACAUAAGAAAGUUUACAAAUGAGAGGAGGCCAUUUGGCCCAUCAUGCUCGUUUGGUUGUUAGUAGCUUAUUGAUCCCAGAAUCUCAUCAAGCAGCUUCUUGAAGGAUCCCAGGGUCAGCUUGUAUGUUUUGCUGGUAUAAAAAUAAAUAAUGAUUUGAUCUGAA